Messenger RNA from Mus pahari (shrew mouse), 3712 nucleotides. RefSeq names its product host cell factor C2 (gene Hcfc2). Gene Ontology annotation, molecular function: protein binding; transcription coactivator activity. Lineage: Eukaryota; Metazoa; Chordata; Mammalia; Rodentia; Muridae. Gene Ontology annotation, cellular component: histone methyltransferase complex. The transcript has 15 exons. Gene Ontology annotation, biological process: chromatin remodeling; regulation of DNA-templated transcription. The coding region runs from base 130 to 2295 and encodes 721 amino acids. The record is from RefSeq and is a predicted model, not a curated record.
UGGGGGCGGGGCCCGCGGGUCACGUGCCGGGCCUCCCGCGCACAGCUGGAGGCGGCGCUCGUCCUCCCCACGAGCCGUGGAGCCCGUGGCGCGCGGGGCAUUGUGGGCCGAGGGGCGGGGGUUGGGAAGAUGGCGGCUCCCAGCCUCCUCAACUGGAGGCGAGUUUCCUCCUUCACCGGGCCGGUGCCCCGCGCCCGGCACGGACACCGAGCCGUGGCCAUCCGGGAGCUGAUGAUCAUCUUCGGCGGGGGCAACGAGGGCAUCGCGGACGAGCUGCACGUCUACAAUACCGUUACAAACCAGUGGUUCCUACCAGCUGUUAGAGGAGACAUCCCUCCAGGCUGUGCAGCCCAUGGAUUUGUCUGUGAUGGGACUAGAAUCCUAGUGUUUGGGGGAAUGGUUGAAUAUGGAAGAUACAGCAAUGAGUUAUAUGAGUUACAAGCAAGUCGUUGGUUAUGGAAAAAAGUGAAACCCCAGCCCCCUCCUUCUGGUUUACCUCCUUGUCCUCGGCUUGGACAUAGCUUCUCUUUAUAUGGUAACAAAUGCUAUUUGUUUGGUGGUUUGGCAAAUGAAAGUGAAGAUUCAAAUAAUAAUGUCCCCAGGUAUUUAAAUGAUUUCUAUGAGUUGGAGCUACAGCAUGGUUCUGGUGUUGUGGGCUGGAGCAUCCCAGCCACCAAAGGCACUGUGCCUUCUCCAAGAGAAUCCCAUACUGCUAUUAUAUAUUGUAAAAAAGACUCUGCGAGUCCUAAGAUGUAUGUUUUUGGUGGAAUGUGCGGUGCUCGUCUGGAUGACCUAUGGCAGCUUGAUUUAGAAACUAUGUCAUGGUCAAAACCAGAAACUAAAGGGACAGUGCCACUUCCACGAAGCCUUCAUACAGCCAGUGUUAUAGGAAACAAGAUGUACAUUUUUGGUGGAUGGGUCCCACACAAAGGUGAAAACCCUGAGCCUCCCCCCCAUGACUGUGAGUGGAGAUGCACCAGCUCGUUUUCUUACCUGAACCUAGAUACAGCAGAGUGGACUACUCUAGUAUCAGAUUCUCAGGAAGAUAAAAAAAAUUCAAGGCCAAGACCGAGAGCAGGACACUGCGCUGUUGCGAUUGGCACUCGACUAUACUUUUGGAGUGGAAGAGAUGGCUACAAGAAAGCACUCAAUAGUCAGGUCUGCUGCAAGGACCUUUGGUACCUUGAUACCGAGAAACCUCCAGCACCAUCACAAGUCCAGUUAAUCAAAGCUACUACCAACUCUUUCCAUGUCAAGUGGGAUGAAGUGCCUACAGUUGAAGGCUAUCUUUUGCAGUUGAAUACUGACCUGACGUACCAAGCCCCAUCGUCUGACUCUUCAGCAGCACCCAGUGUGCUAGGAGGCAGGACGGACCCUCACAGACAAGGCAGUAAUAGCACCCUUCAUAACAGUGUUAGUGAGACAGUAAACAGUAUAAAACCUGAGCACACAGCUGUGAGAGGAGCUUCACUGAGAAGCAAGCCCGACUCAAGAGCAGCCGACUCGAGCGCUGCUCUGCACUCACCAUUGGCACCCAACACUUCCAAUAACAGCAGCUGGGUGACGGACAUGCGCAAGAAUGAAGUUGAUGAAAUAUGUGCUCUGCCUGCAACUAAGAUCUGCCGUGUAGAGGUGCAUGCUGCAGCAACGCCAUUUUCUAAAGAGACACCUUCAAAUCCAGUGGCCAUUUUGAAAGCAGAGCAGUGGUGUGAUGUGGGAAUUUUUAAAAACAAUACAGCUUUGGUGAGCCAGUUUUAUUUGCUACCAAAAGGAAAACAAAGUAUGUCAAAGGUAGGAAAUGCAGAUGUGCCUGAUUACAGUUUGCUUAAGAAACAGGAUCUUGUCCCAGGAACAGUAUAUAAAUUUAGGGUUGCUGCAAUCAAUGGUUGUGGAAUCGGCCCUUUCAGUAAAGUCAGUGAAUUUAAAACAUGUAUACCUGGUUUUCCUGGAGCUCCGUCUACAGUCCGCAUUUCUAAGAAUGUUGAAGGUAUCCACCUUUCCUGGGAGCCUCCAACUUCACCUUCUGGAAAUAUUUUGGAAUAUUCAGCCUACUUGGCUAUCCGCACAGCACAGGUGCAGGAUAAUCCAAGCCAGCUUGUGUUCAUGAGGAUCUACUGUGGUCUUAAAACCUCAUGUAUAGUGACUGCUGGGCAGCUGGCAAAUGCACAUAUUGAUUACACAUCCAGACCUGCCAUUGUGUUCAGAAUAUCAGCAAAGAAUGAAAAGGGCUAUGGACCAGCCACACAAGUCCGAUGGCUUCAAGACCAGGAGGCAGAUGUGAGCCCAUGGUUCUAAUACACGUUUGCUUCUUUGAAGAAAAGGUAGCCUUUCUAUACUGAGCGAUUUGUUGAAAUAAUAAACCUUUUUACCUCAAGAAUUGCCCAAAUUGUAUUUUUUCUAUUGGCAUUACUUCCUUAGCAUAAAUCAUGUUUCUAUUUCUGUUAUGGGACUGGUGGCUGAAAGAUCCCCUUAGCAUCUGUGUGGCUUUGCUGUUAGCAGUUCCUAUGGUGCUAGAGCUGCAUGGCCGUGGAGUGAGUAGAGUGGCUGUUCUGCCAGCGUGCACCGCGGCAGCUUCUAAGGACUGUACGUCGUCAGCUGCCAUCUUCAGCACGCAGACCUUGGUGGGGGUUUUUUUGUUGUUGUUUUUGUUUUUGUUUGUGUGCGUAUGUGUGUAUUGUGUAUGUAUGUGUGUGUGCGCGUGUGCGUAUGUAUGUGUGUGUGUGCAUGCGUGCGUGCGGAGAGUGACCCUGGAGUUUUGGGCACCUAGGCUAGUGUUCUAACAGCAAGCAGCACCACAGCCCAGGCAGAUAACUCUUCCACAAGGAGUUUACCUAAGUUAAGUUUCUUUCUUUUGUCUCCAAGCUGUAUAGCUGUCUUUGUGUCACAAGCCUCUUCCAUGUGUUCUGGACUUUGGUUCACAUAAGAAGUAAAAAUAUUGUUGAUACUGCAUGCUCUUAGUAUGUUUUUUUAAAUACUGUAUUGGCCUUAUUUUAGCACAUUGUUUUGGCAGUUUAACUAGAAAUAAGUUAUAUAUAAACUCAGUCUUUAUUUAAGAACUAAGAGAAUCUGUUUGCAUGUGUGAGGUUCCUUUGCCCCAUAACCCAGAUACAUGUAUAAUCACCUGCGGAGGGGUAAAACUGCCGCUCAGUGUGUCCCAGACUUGUAGACUAGCAAAAAUUGCUUCUGCUUAGAGUGUCUGCUGUAACUAAGGGGUUUUAUUUACAGUGAUAGCAUAUUAACAUAAAGACAUGUGUUAUGUUCUCUCUGGAGUGAUUACUAUCUGGGGAUCACUCCUGCAGUCACCUCCUAAGUGGAGAGGCUGCCAGUAGGCUUGGUCUGGGCCACUUGAAGUGUAACUGCUGUGCUUCCCAAGACUGACUUUAGGCAGUUGUAUGUAUUGUGUACCAAUGACAUGUAAAAUAAAAGUACCUUUUUCCAUAAACAGUUACAGGUGGUAUUAUUUCUUUGACUCAAAGUGUAGUAUGGCAGAGCCUGUCUGUAGAGUGCUGAUGUGUGUCAUUCACUGGAUACAACAGGAUCUCUAACCUAGGAUGGACCCUCAGAAACUGAAGUAGGUUGUGCUCAGGAGUCAAAAUGGGGCGGAUUUGAAGGAGAGUGGCUUAGUGUAUUUAAUAAUCAGAGGGGAAUAGACUUUUUAGUUUUGUCUUGCCUUACCCUGCCUGGUUCCUAACUAAAGAAAUCACAAGACAGA